AUUUCAUACUAUAAUCAUUAUUGGAUAUUUUAUUUUCAGCCGUGCUCCCACAUUUUAUGUCUGUAGCUAUAAAUUCUGCUACUUGAGACUUUCAUUUUCUCAAGGCAUCUCCUAAUACUAGCAUUCCCGAGAAAAAAAGAGAAAGAAAGGGAAAAGGAAAGAAAGAAAGAGAGAGAAGAGGGGAUGGAGAUUAGUGAACAAGGUUUCUUAGAGGAAUUAUUAGCUCUAAGAAGAGACAGUUGGGACACAAUUCCAACAGAAAUGAAUGAGAUUUUCUCUAGUGGCUGGAACUUUGAUUGCUUUGAUGAGAACCCUUCAGCUAGCUUUCUUCCAAAUUCUUUCUGCCAAGAAUUUUCAGUGCCUUUGGAGCAAGAUUUCAAUUACAACUUCAAUGAAGUCUACUGUCCAUUUGGUGAUGAAUUCUCUGCGCCACAAGUAACAGAUUCAUCAAAUAACACAUUUGAUACCCCACCAUUUCCAGUUCAAGAAGAUUACUCGUUGAAUAAGCUGGAGGAAGAAGAAUCAGGUUUCCUUGUAGAUGAACUUCACAAGUUGGAUGUUCAAGCUACUUGCAAAGUUGAGCCUAUUCUAUCACCUGAAGCACCAGUUUUCAACAUUGGAGGCUGUAUGGACCGCAAGAAUCGAGCUAAGAAGCUGGAGGGGCAACCUUCAAAGAAUCUAAUGGCAGAGAGAAGGAGAAGAAAACGGCUAAAUGACCGCCUUUCAAUGUUAAGAUCAAUUGUGCCUAAGAUAAGCAAGAUGGACAGGACAUCCAUACUUGGAGAUACUAUAGAUUAUACCAAAGAGCUCCUGGAGAGGAUCAAAAGUUUGCAGCAAGAAAACGAAGGAGGUUCAAAUGAGUUAAACAUGGCCCACAUUUUCAAGGAUGUAAAACCAAAUCAAAUCUUAGUGAGAAAUACACCAAAGUUUGAGGUGGAAAGAAGAAAUGUGGAUACAAGGAUUGAGGUUUGUUGCACAGGGAAACCAGGAUUGUUGUUAUCAACCGUAACAACCUUGGAAGCAUUAGGCCUUGAGAUUGAACAAUGUGUUAUUAGCUGUUUCAAUGAUUUUGCAAUGCAAGCAUCUUGCUCAGAGGACUUGGAACAGAGAACAUUAUUAAGUUCUGAAGACAUAAAGCAGGCAUUAUUUAGAAAUGCUGGCUAUGGAGGAAGAUGUCUGUAGGAACAAAAUUAAAGGACUACAAAAGAAGCAACUUCUGGUGAAAUUUUUAUAUGUUUCCAAUGUUGAGCUUUUGAAGCGAAGGAUUUUCAGCAAUUUUUGCCUUCUUGAAUAAGUGAAAUUCUAGUCAUCAGAGCUUUGUAAUAACUGCUUCAA
Molecule: messenger RNA, 1335 nt
Organism: Durio zibethinus
Lineage: Eukaryota; Viridiplantae; Streptophyta; Magnoliopsida; Malvales; Malvaceae
Product: transcription factor bHLH93-like
Biological process (GO): regulation of DNA-templated transcription
Cellular component (GO): nucleus
Molecular function (GO): protein dimerization activity; DNA-binding transcription factor activity; sequence-specific DNA binding
Source: RefSeq, a predicted model, not a curated record